Molecule: messenger RNA, 918 nt
Organism: Vitis riparia (riverbank grape)
Lineage: Eukaryota; Viridiplantae; Streptophyta; Magnoliopsida; Vitales; Vitaceae
Product: dehydration-responsive element-binding protein 1E-like
Exons: 1
Coding region: 65-799 (244 amino acids)
Biological process (GO): regulation of DNA-templated transcription
Molecular function (GO): DNA-binding transcription factor activity; DNA binding
Source: RefSeq, a predicted model, not a curated record
CUUUUAAACGAUAACAGAACAAUUCCAGCUCUACCAACACUUCCUUCUCUCACUGCAAAUUCAAAUGGACUUCUUCAAUCAAUUUUGUAAUUUGUAUCCAUUUCCGUCGGAUUCCCAUUCUGUCAGCACGCCAGAGAGUUCUUCAGCGUCGGACUGGCAGACCCGGAGGACCAUCCAAUCCGACGAGGAAGUUCUGCUGGCGUCGGAUCGGCCUAAGAAGCGCGCCGGUAGGAGGAAGUUUAAGGAGACACGGCACCCGGUGUACAGGGGAGUGAGGAGGAGGAACGGGAACAAGUGGGUGUGCGAGCUGCGGGAGCCCAAUAAGAAGUCGAGAAUAUGGCUGGGGACGUAUCCAACUGCCGAGAUGGCUGCCCGGGCGCAUGAUGUUGCUGCAUUAGCGUUUAGGGGCCGGAAGGCCUGUUUGAAUUUUGCUGACUCUGCGUGGAGUUUGCCCGUGCCAGUUUCGAAGGACUCCAUGGAGAUUAGGAGGGCAGCAGCUGCAGCAGCAGAGGCGUUCCGGCCUCAGGAGUUUCAAGACCAUUCAAGUGGAGACGCAAGGAAGGAAAGUGUGGAGGCUGCUGAAUCAGUUGCUAGAACUGACAGGAGGCCAGAGAGCAUCAAGACCUCGGCCCAGAACCUCUUGUUAACGCGUGAAGAGUUGAUUUUUGAUACAGCAGGGUUGCUUAUCACCAUGGCUGAAGAGCCCCUACAUUCUCCACCUCCUUGUUUGGGGGACGGUUUCAUGUGGGAGGAUGUUGAACUUGACGCUGAUAUGUCACUAUGGAGUUACUCAAUUUGAUGAGAGUAUGAUAAAGGGUGCUACUCAUAUUUUUGAUUCUUUGUUAUAUUUUAAACCUAUAUGUAGAAAACUAGUUAAAUUUGAUUCAAUUGGAUACUAUAACAGAUUCUUUGUACUCA